AUUACAUCUGUGCUUGCAAUCGGGAGAACUUUACGAGUAUUGCGUGAUUGUUGCCUGUCAGCCGCAGCCGAGGGAAUAGAUACUCCGGACCAGAACUCACUCCCCCCACUCUUCCAUUUGUCUUGUCGCAUUAUGGAGCUUUCCCGCAUUCUCCUCGCCAUCGCCGUUUACCUUGUCAUCCGCCUCGUUCGCAGUCACUUCUCCAGCAACAACACCGGUUCCACCAUGUCUCACGGAAAGGUUAUCGAGGUUGACAACCCUGUCAUCUUCAAGGCCCUCACCUCCUCCGGCCCCGUGGUCGUCGACUUCUUCGCCACCUGGUGCGGUCCCUGCAAGGCCGUCGCUCCCGUGGUCGGCAAGCUCAGCGAAACCUACACCAACGUGCGCUUCAUCCAGGUCGACGUCGAUAAGGUUCGGUCGGUGGCACAAGAACUGGAAGUCCGGGCGAUGCCGACGUUUGUGCUGUUCAAGGAUGGUCAGCUACAGGAGAAGCGCGUGGUGGGCGGAAACAUGAAGGAGUUGGAGGCAGCCAUCAAGGAUAUCACGGCGUGAGAGAUUAUGUGAGAUGUCUGAGCGUGCAAGAUUGAAGAAGCAAUUAGUAGCAACAUCAUUUGACGGCCUCAACCGGGCCUGUUCUAGCCUGGCCAGACUCCAAUUCUGACAAGGCUGCCACGGAGAACGCCGCCUCAGGCAACCGUCGGCGCCAGCUGAGCCAAAUUCCCGACUGCCGCUUGUGUCACUGUAGAUAGCAACACACUUUUCCAUUGU
This is a messenger RNA of Aspergillus sclerotioniger CBS 115572, 768 nucleotides long. RefSeq names its product thioredoxin family protein. The record is from RefSeq and is a predicted model, not a curated record. The transcript has 3 exons. Lineage: Eukaryota; Fungi; Ascomycota; Eurotiomycetes; Eurotiales; Aspergillaceae. Bases 133 to 552 code for a protein of 139 amino acids.